Molecule: messenger RNA, 1151 nt
Organism: Suillus discolor
Lineage: Eukaryota; Fungi; Basidiomycota; Agaricomycetes; Boletales; Suillaceae
Exons: 1
Coding region: 148-1038 (296 amino acids)
Molecular function (GO): protein binding
Source: RefSeq, a predicted model, not a curated record
CAGCUCUGCUAGUAAGUUACCCUGAACCCAAUUGCAAGAUCCGCACGGGACCACUAAGUCAGGCCGUUUGAUAUCGAAAGAAGCAAGGUACUGACCUGAAGUUCUGCUCUAGUCAGCUCAUCUCACUUGAUUAAACCGGCAGUCGCGAUGAUGGAAACGGAGUCCAUUCCUGAUACGGCUCUAGUCAAAGCGCUGAAUUAUGGCGGCACCUUCCACCAGUCAUUCUCUUCUCUAGAUGCCGAUGUUGUGCUCGGCGCCAAAGAUCAAACUCUGUUCCGCAUCCACUCAUGGACGCUCAAAACGACAUCGGGCUGGUUCCGAUCCCUCUUUUCCAUGCCUCAACAAAACCCUCUCCCUAAUCACCCCGAGGUCAUCAAUCUAGACGAGGACUCGCACACACUAGAGAGUCUCCUACUCAUGAUCUGCGGUCUGCCGAUCAAUCCACUCACGUCGUAUGAUGAAGCCGAUGCAAUGUUAUUCGCUGCAGAAAAAUACGACAUGCCAGGGCCUAUGUCGCUCAUACGCGUGCUUAUCAUGACGCCCCCGUUCUUAGACCAGCCUCUGCGUCUAUACGCAGCUGCAACCCGUUGUGGAUGGGAAGAGGAGGCCAGACAUGCAUCCGCGCAGUCGCUCGCUCUGAACAUCUACGCACAGGAAUAUCAACCCGUCCUCCGAAAGCUGCACACGGGUGCUGUGCUUGACCUGAUGAACUUGCAUCGCAAUCGACGCGAGGGCAUCCGGCAACGACUCAAUGAGCAGCCGUUCGUGACAGGAAGCAUGACAGCAUCUUGUCCGAGGUGUAGAUGGAAGAUUGAUCAUCAUACGUGGAGAGAGCUCAAGUAUAGAGUCGUGAUGGAGAUGGAUGUGCGACCGCUGGGAGACACGGUCGUCGAUGUGGGAUUGACUGAGUGGCCUGAAGCGAUCGCAUGUUGGGAUGCCAGGUGCCCUAAUACUGAGUGCACGUGCGUGUUGUACGACAAGGUCGAGACUUUGCGUCUCAUUCGAGAUUGCAUUGACGGCCUUCCUAAGACGACGUGAAACGUAGUAGUGCACUACUAGACACGAUAUAUCAUGAUAUCAAUAGGUUAGUCGAGCAAAUGUUAUAUUUCAAGGAUGCCCAAUUUUGGCCAAAUUAGGAAUAUUUAUACUCA